Symbiodinium sp. CCMP2592 is the source of this 2856-nucleotide messenger RNA. NCBI's taxonomy places the organism in Eukaryota, Dinophyceae, Suessiales, Symbiodiniaceae. The record is from the annotation of a GenBank genome assembly.
AUGUCUCGUUCGGAUCGACUCUGGACUGACGUACAAGUCGACCUCUUCCACAUGAGGCUCAGUGACCGAAACUACAACUUCCUUCUCUUUGUCGAUGAGUGUUCGGGAUAUGCGAUUGUCCGUUUGGUAAGCUCCCACUCCGAACACAAGCACAUGAACGCCACCUCGGAACAGAUUUGCAACCUGAUAGAGGAAGCUUGGACUCAGUACUUUGGCUUCCCGGAGCGAAUCAAGCUGGAUGCUGAAGGAGCUCUUCGGGGCACCUUACUCCGAGAAUGGUGUGCUGAACGCGGUGUGGAACUUCUUCAUGCCCCAGCUGAACACCAUGAAUUUAUCAGUGAGGUUGAACGAACCAUUGGCACACUUCGGCGCAAGAUCGAGACCUUCCUGAAACAGCGACCGGAGAACCCUCUUCAAGCCGCUGUGGCCAUGGUCACGGCACAGAACUCGUUGUCGAGGACCCACGGAUUUUCCCCACUCCAAUGGGCCUUAGGUAGGGACUUUACUCCGGGGGGACAUCUUCGUGAAGGUCCUGGAGAAGUUCCAAGCUUGAUGAGUUCAGCCACCCCAGGGUCCCAGAUGCACGACAUCCACAACCUCCGCCUGGAAGCUGCAAAAGGGUUUCUCGAGGGGCGACAUCAUGACUUAGCGCUCCGAGCUGAACGUUCAAGGGCCACUACGUACCACCACUUCCUUCCUGGAGACCUCAUCUACUACCGUCGCUACAAGACUCCAGCUGACCUCCCAGCGAACUCUCUGACUGACCGUGCGAGAUUGUCAAUCUCUCGUUGGUAUGGACCUGCACGCGUUCUUGCCACAGAAACAAAAGGGGAAGCUGGAGAGAAGCGGCCCAGCUCACAAGUCUGGAUAAUCGCCCAAGGCCGACUCAAGAAGUGCCAGUACACUCAACUGCGCCAUGCCUCUGAGACUGAGCAACUGAUUGCCUCUGAGGCGAAGAGUCUUACUUUUCCGUGGACUAUGUCGAGCCUAACUUCGCUUCUUGGAAAAGGAGCGUAUGAAGAUCUCUCUCGAGAGGAGACAUGGUUUCCGGCGGAGGGUGAGUUGGAGGACUCGAGGCCCGAGGCCGGACCGUUGCAUGGACCGGGAUUCGAGUUGUCCGAUGAGGAGAUGCUACCUGACGAAGCACCAUCUGCGAAAAGACGGGCACCUGAGGUCAUCGAGGACGAGGAAAUGCUGCCCGACUUUGACGAGGAAAUCGACCUGGAGCGCCUCCUCAACGAUCCUGCGUAUGAUCCAAUGAGGACAUUACCUGAGCCACCUCACAUGCCUCCAAGCUUCCGAGACCAGCGAGCCCAACAUGAACGUGAUGAUCGUCCAUGGCAUGUUCGACGAGAAGACGCCGCCAUGUUCUCCACUGUUGAGAAUGAAUCUAAGAUCUUUGCCCUCACCAUUGACGCUCCCUCGGACUCUCAAGGUUGGCGAAAGAUGGUGAAAAGCCCUGAGAAGUUUGUCACCAAGGCGAUGGCAAAGGGAGUUGAGAUCAGCUGGGCCAAGCUGAAUGAUGUUCAGCGCCAAGCUAUGGCUGAGGCGAAAGGUUUGGAGAUUGGGCAGUGGGUUGAACACAAGGUGUGCAGGAAAUUUGCUGAGCGAAUGCCAGAUCAUCAGCUACUUCGAAUGAGAUGGGUGUUGACGUUCAAGGAGGCACCUCCCACUUCUGAGGGGAAGCCUCAAGUGAAGGCCAAGGCGAGGAUUGUGAUCCUCGGAUUCUCCGAUCCCGGACUACUGGAGGAUCAGACUGCCAGCCCAACGAUGACGAGGUUGACACGGCAGCUGAUUUUGAAUCAGGCGAUGAUCAGAAAGUGGACGGUGUUCUCAGCUGAUGUCAGGACAGCAUUCCUGCAGGCACGGCCUCCUGAUCGAGGACGACGACUUCUGGCCAAACCUCUCCCUGAGCUGGCCCAAGCGAUGAACCUCACGCCGGAAGAGUGCGACGAGCUCACUGGCUCGGCCUAUGGCCUUACGACCGCUCCGCGUGAGUGGUUUCAGGAUGUGGCUGGAACCAUCCAACGACUUGGAGGACGACAAUGCAAAACUGAUCCUUGUGCUUGGGUCAUUCUGAAUGCUGAGCACGAGGUUGUGGGCUACCUCUCCUCCCACGUCGACGAUUUUCUGGUCACGGGCAACCAGGAGGAUGGCACCUGGCUGAAAUUUGUGCAGGCCUUCAAGUCUGCAUAUAAAUGGUCACCAUGGCAGGACAGCGACUUCCUCCAUUGCGGACUACGGGUGAUCCAGCACGAGGACAAGUCCUUCACCUUGGACCACUCGACCUUCAGCUCCGACCUCAACCAGAUGCCUCCUGCAGACUCUCAGCAAACUCAGAUGAAUGAGAACCAGGAUGUUGCCUGCAUUGAACAUGUGAACAAGCUGGUGCGGGAAGUGCAUGGUCAGGGCAAAAUCAACGUUGUCUCCUGGAGAAGCUUUCGGCUACCUCGAGUUGCGAGAAUCUCUUUGUCGGCAGAAGCUCAAGCUCUGGGACAUUGCGAACAGGAGUUGAUGUUUGCACGACUGGAAUGGCAUGAACUCAACGGCGGCACCAUCGACGUGCGGAAUCCCGCCGACAGCACUUCCAAGGUUCCCGGGCACAUCAUUAUCGAUGCCAGGGGAGUUUAUGAUGCCUUAGAGAAAGCCGAUCCUGGAAUGGCUUCCUUCAACGUCAAGGACAAGUACACAUCUCUCGAGCUGAUGGGGAUCAACGAAAACCUCCGACAACAGAAGACGGCUUUGGCAUGGUGUGACAGCGACCACCAGCUCGCGGAUGGCUUGACGAAGGCGUCUCCUGGCGUGCCGGAAGCACGACACUUCGAGAAGCUCGCAGAGCUGCCGGAAAAGGAAAGC